AUGAACGGAUUGAACACGCUUUCGGGCUCAGUGCCUCAGCUCCAUCAACAGUACAGAAACCACCUUCCACAGCAGCUUCAGCCUGGCCAGAACGCUUCAGGAGCUUCGGCUACGCCUGCGCCAAAUGGACAGACGGCUAAUCCAGAGAGUCUGCCGGCAGAAAGCCAGGACGGGGCGAAAGAUGAUAAAAACACGGAUCCGGAACUUGACGAUGAUGAUAAGUUAUCCAAGAGAGAACGGAAGAACCGGCCUGGCCAGAAGUUUGGCGCUAAGAAGAAGCUGUGGGUCUGGACAUGGUUUGUUCAGGACCUGCGGGAUCCCAAUGUUGCCGUGUGUGAUUACUGUGGGAAGAUCAUCACUAGACAGCCAUCUGAUAAAGGGCUGCCUAAGAAGUUGAGUGAACACUUGAAAACACAUAAGCUUUCAAGGGACCUGAUCAACACGCUGCGGCCUGUUCCUGUUGAUGGGAACGGUAUCACGUAUAGCCCGAACGGGCUUCAGAUGCCAAAUUAUAAGAAUUAUAACCAGGGCCAGAACCAGGGCCAGAGUCUGAACCAGAGCCAAAGCAGCCUGUCGAACGGGCCUAUGAGCAACCCACAGCUUAACAAUAUGCUUCAGCACUCGUUGCAGAACCAGAGUUUGAAUCAGAACCAUGGUGAUUCCGAUGAUAUCCCUCAGCCUAAGCCUACCAAGUACAGAAGAACAGGAAACAUGGUUAAUGGCGUUCAGGCUGGCGUUGGAAGUGUUCCUACUGCCAACAACAGUACAGGUUCGAGCCGUUUGAAUUCGAUCAGUGGGGUCAAUGUUGAUGAACGGUUGCAGAUGCACCAAAACCAUCAAACCCAUCAGAACCACGCCAAUCACCAGAAUCACCAAAACCAGAAUCAGAACCAGACCCAGAUAGUUCGUCAAUCUGCUUCGCUGGGAAGCCCCGUUCAGUAUGGUCGUCGCUACAUUCUGCCAAACUUCGAUAAUGCUCCUUAUUCUGCUGGGAAGUUCCAUAAGCACCUUCUCCAUUUCCUCGCUGACAACAAAUUGUCCAUUCGUUUGCUCAAGCUGCAUUCGUUCCAGCAGCUUAUUUACGACUUGAGGCCAGAUCUGAUCACCGAUCUUCUUGAACUUACAGGGUUAUACACGUCGUUUAUGGAAGUAUCGAGAGUUGACACCGAUCCAAAUGCCGAGGAAGGCCAUCAAACAACGCUAGCAGAGACAAACGUGGUGAAUACGCUAGCUCAGAACUUGCCUCGAGGCGACUGA
Molecule: messenger RNA, 1257 nt
Organism: Candidozyma haemuli
Lineage: Eukaryota; Fungi; Ascomycota; Pichiomycetes; Serinales; Metschnikowiaceae
Exons: 1
Coding region: 1-1257 (418 amino acids)
Molecular function (GO): DNA binding
Source: RefSeq, a predicted model, not a curated record